Bicyclus anynana (squinting bush brown) is the source of this 1008-nucleotide messenger RNA. RefSeq lists its product as uncharacterized. The transcript has 5 exons. The record is from RefSeq and is a predicted model, not a curated record. Lineage: Eukaryota; Metazoa; Arthropoda; Insecta; Lepidoptera; Nymphalidae. Bases 303 to 797 code for a protein of 164 amino acids.
UUCCGCGCGACUCGAUAACAAUUUUAUCCUUAAAAUAAUUAUUUAAAACUAUUUGCGCUAAGCUCUUAUCACUUAUACGAGUAGGUAGGUGUGUCAACCUACUCGCUUAGAGGAUAACGCACGGUCAAAAUAUCUAUCAAAGUUUAAUUCAGUAAGUAACUAGACCUACACUGAGCUUGGUAGUAACAACAACUUGAUUAUAUUCAAAAUUAUUGGAGACAGUAAAAUACAGUACUCACUAGAACUUCAUUGAGUGUUUAACAUCUUCAAUCAGUUGUUACAGUAUUCGAGCAGCAGCCGAGAUGUACGGGUACUCAUCCUUGGAUACGUGGGAGUCGAAGGAUUUUGAGAAUAUGGAAAAUCGAGUAGCAGCCGAGAUGUACGGGUACUCAAACUCGGAUACGUCGGAGACGAAUGUAUAUGAGAUUAUAGGAAUAAUAUUAACCUUUGGGUGCACAGUGACCAUGAUUGUAUUGGUGAAAUGCUGUAUCUACCGCUGCUGCAAGUCCAAAAAAAAGACGCGAACGCUUCCACUGCACCAGCCCAGGUCGGGGACCACCACCAAUGGACAACCAACCUCGCACCUAACCUCUGCCAAUGGAAUAACUCAGGGGGUCUCCUACCCGCCAAAUACAACGCAUCCUCCGCUGCAGCCCAGUUCGGGGGCCACCACCCUACCUUACCCUAACUCUAUGGGGUAUGUACAGAAACAGGCCCAUUAUACGCAUGGGCCAAAUCCAAUGCAGAUGCCCCAACCCAACUUCGCCCAACGCACCCGUCUAUUGGCCGCCAACUAAAACUCAACCACCGCUGUACUACCAUCCUGAUUCUGGGACCACCGCCAUUCCCCUCCCUUACCAUAACUCUGCGGAGUAUAUGCGUGGAUAACAACCCUCACACACCUCUGCCAACGAUGAGUGAAGACCCAGAAGAAGAACCAGUGACUAGUUAAGUUGGUAAUUACUGAAAUUGUAUAUCAGAAAAUAAAUAAGCUGACUUUGAAAUAGA